Messenger RNA from Xyrichtys novacula (pearly razorfish), 5186 nucleotides. Lineage: Eukaryota; Metazoa; Chordata; Actinopteri; Labriformes; Labridae. The record is from the annotation of a GenBank genome assembly.
AUGGUCUCCAGGUUCCUGCUGCUCAUGGCUCUGAGCGUCUGUGUCUCUGGUUGGUUUCCACCUUCACUUUCUUCUCCACAAAGAGAAAAGAGGAGAUCCACUUUGAGACUGACUGAAACACUUGAACACUUCCAUUAGAAAAGAUGUUGAAAGACUCACAUGUUCCUGUGUUUUUCUGCUCCUCUCUGUCUCCUCUACAGAAACAUUUGAACUCGAUGUGGCUCACAAAUCCUAUCAGGCAGAGAAGGACCAGGACGUCACCCUGGAGUGGACCUUAACACCCAAACCUGACAGCUCUAUGCAGACUAUGAACAUUUUCUGUGGUCUGUAUAAGGAUCAGAAAGCUUUAGUCCUGCUUGAGGGUUCGUAAAGGGGUGGAGGUCCCAUUGAAGGAGGGACACUUUUUAGGUCGAGUCCAGUGGGACAAAGAAAUCCUCAGAGAGGGACGGAUCAGACUUCAUGUGUCCUCACUCAGGACUGAAGACUCAGGCUUGUAUCAGUGUGAAGUUAAUACAGUGUAUGGGAUGAGCUUGGACACAUGUCAACUCACUGUGACAGGUGAGUUGAUUUAUUCUUUAGCAGAACUUUAAAAAGACGUUCAGUUCAGUUUCUGUUUGUUUUUGGAUCCAGAAGAAUCUGAGAUUAAAGUAUCAUUGAGGUUUUUAUGGACCUGUUCCUGUUGAUCUCUUGUGUUUGUUUAUUCUUCUCCUGAAUGACUCUAACCUUUUAUUCUCUCUCCAGGAAAGACCCUUUUCAUUGUGCUGGUUCUGUAUGCAGCAGCAAUGAUAGGUGUGCUCUGUGGUGGUUCAUUUCUCAUCAAACGAUACUGCUGCCAGUAAGACAGAUCCACCGAGGAGAGUCCAACCUGAAGGCCUCAGUCCUCCUCCACUCCAUCCAACCCUAUGCAAACAGAUAAAGAGAAGAGAGAGAAACUGAACUCUGAACCUCAAUAUCAGAAAAAAAUUAAUGAAAUGACUUAUUUUAAUGUUUGAAUGUGUUGGUGUUUUAAAUUCAUUACUUUCUACUAGGCCUGCACGAUAUAUCGUUUGACUAUCGUCAUCGCGAUGUACGUGUGUGCGAUAGUCACAUAUUGGAGGUGAAUGAACUCAUUUAAUUUCAAGGGUAACCGACUGAGAUACACUCCAUGUGACUCUGCAUGUGCUGUGCAGCGAUCCACCAAUCACCUUCGUCCUUAACUCAGUUGCCAAUCAGACUUAAUUCUCAGUUGCCAAUCAGACUACCCUGCCAGCUGUCAAUCAAAAUCAGGGAGGAGGAAACCCACCCCUGCACAUGUUCUGCACAUGGAGGGAGACGUGUGUCCGCUGAGAAUUACUUUCGGAACUUUACUGACUGUUAAGCCUAACAAAUAAGAACUGUAUGGGUUUUAAAUCGUACAUUUCCGUGGACCACUCUACUAUAAGCAGUGCGCGUUUUGCGAGGUGCAUGCAAUUCUCGGAGGACAUGCGUUUCUCGGCACAACACCGCUAACAACAACAACAACAACGAUCGCAAAAUGAACAACGAACAAGCGAAAACCACCGAAAAUGAAGAUUUGUUGCCAAAAAGAAAAGGAAAGUCAGUUAUCUGGAAUUAUUUCGGUUAAAAGAAGGAUGAUGUCGACCAAAACACGUGUUCUGUGUUCAUCUGUUGCCACAAUAACGUCCCAGCACAAUAAAAGCUAAAAAUAUCUCUGAGACAGACAGAAGCCGUUCUACUAACAUUAACAAAAAGAGGUAAGAUCAGAGCAGAUUAACUGUCCUCAAGAUUUCAGCAGUGCAGCAUAACAUUAAAUGCUAUUCAGGUCUUCUGGUGAAAAUUCCUGUAUUUUUAAUAUCGCAAUAUAUAUCGCAGGGUUGAAAAAAUCGCAAUAUUAUUUUUUUCCAAUAUCGUGCAGCCUUACUUUCUACUGGUAGAUGUUAGUCAAGAUAAUUUAGAUUUUUACUGUUUUCUUUGAAUCGUCGUUUUGAUUCUAUCAUCCACACUCUGAAGAUCUGUAUGAUGCACAACAGCUUCAAACAAAACUCUGUGAAUAACAACAGCUGUAAAUAAAUCUUGUGGAGAGCUUUUUCUUGGAUCUUGUGUUUUAAAAUGUACGCCACAUCAGCUGUUCAGCGUACCUCCACCUCUGCAGAAAUGUCAUUUUUUCACACAGAGUUUUCUGGAGUCCAGUCUCUGACACGAACAAAACAGGCGUCCUCAAAGCUGUCAGAAAGUCCAUCCAUCCAGUUUCUUCUGCUCAAGAUCUACACUGGUCCGCCAUACAGAUCUGCAUGUAAGAUGUGUGCUUUUGGCCAAUCAGAACGCUUCAUUUUAACUCGAGCACCCCCCCUUCCUUGCUGGGAUUUGCACCUUAGUUGAUUUCACUGCUGUAGCUUGGGUGAAAUACAUAGACUGUAUAUGCUAUGGACAACUUUGGUUGCUAUGGAGCUGAGAAGCUCUCGGUAAAGCUCUCCAUAAUUCCGCAUUCUGCAGGCUACGUUUGCUCCGCUAGCUAGUGUGAACACAAAAUGGACCGUGUUUUUUAAUCCAUUUUGACUGUUUCAAUUAUUUGAAAAAAAUGCAACGUGGUGUUGUAAUUAUUUCGGGUUAGUACGCAUAAAAAUUUCUCAAAGUUGGCAACCCCCUAAUUGUCUCUCCACAUGCAAAGGAAUUAAUAGAAAAAAUAGAAUUUGAUGGUUUGUAAAUUAUAUAUCGAAUUUUCAAAAAGAGUCAUUUUACACCGAAGCUGAAAAAUUCCUAAUUUUGAUGCAACCAACCGUCUGUAGAAGGGCACGACCACGUUUACCGUGAUGAUGAGUUUAUCGGUUUGUUCCUAUCGGAGAGCUGCCACAGUCCGGCCCACUGAACCUCGUGUGUUCAGCAGAUAAGGACCUGAGGGUGGAUGUUAACGUCUGCUAGUUCAUGCUUCACCAGGAACUGAAGCUCUGUCGCUCUGGAAACCAGCAGGGUAAUGUUUGUUUCAACUCUUUUAUAUUUAAACUGUUUUUUAAAGAUUUGCUAUGAAGUGAACGUUAUUACUCCCAGAUUGUGUUUUCUUGUGUGUUAAUGCUGAAACUUAUUUUAACCUGCAGAGUAAUGUGUGAAAAAAUAAAGACCCAAAUGGCGCUGACUUGGUAGGUGUUUUUAUUUGGACUUGAUCUCAUGUAUUAUCAUGUGAACUCGCUAAAUGACCUUUGACCUGAUGCACAUGUGUGGUUCCUCUAACAGGGUGGAGAUGGUCUCCAGGUUCCUGUUACUCAUGGCUCUGAGCUGCUGUGUCUGUGGUUAGUUUCCAUCUUUGUUUUAUUCUCACGUUUCCUUCAGGAACAGGCGAAGGUUUAAUAUUUGAUUUUUGUGACCAGGUUGUUCUUGACGCCCCUUUUGUUGAGAAUUGAUCGCUGCUGUUUUGGGAUUUUGAACAAUGUCAAGUUUUUGGCAAAGUUGAGACGGAAAGACCCGGUUUAAAAAUAAGCUGGUUUCUUUAGGGAAAAUUAAGGGUGCAGAAUUUGAUAGUUUGGAAAUUAUGAAAACACAUUUUAAAUUGAUAAUAGUGAAAAAAAAAACAUAUGGAAAAAUAGAUGGUUUUAUUAGAGGUUCACCACUCUGUGAUAGACUGUGUGAGCUCUCAAUUCAACAGGUUCAGUGUCAAAUGUGAAAGAAUGGGUGGGUUUUUACUCUGAUUAUGAGUACGGGUUGAUAUUGAAUAAUGCAAAUAUAAACUAUUUGUGACCAUGAUCCAGAAACACCGGAGACCUCCCUGAGCUCGAACCAACUUCAGAGUGGUCAGACUACUCACAAUCUAAAGUAUGUUGCCAUAAAACCACCCGGCUGUUAUCUUGGACUCAUGUGACUUGACUUCCCUCUUAUCUCACAUUCACACUCAACUUUAUUUAUGCGGCAUCAUGCUGCUUAAGGAUACCCAGCAAGGAAAAUAAAAAUAAGAAAGAAUCCAAAAUGACAAGACUGGAUCACAUUGGAACCACUUCAAACCACUGAAAAAUUACCAAAUUAAAAACACUUUAAAAAAUUAAAUCAGUAAAUUAUUUUUUUCUGUCUCCUCUACAGAAACUUUUGAAGUCAAAGUGGCACACACUUCCUACGAGGCAGUGGAGGGCCAGAGUGUCACAUUAGAGUGGACGUUUGAACCCAAACCCGACAUCUCAGAGCUACAGUCUCUCAGUAUUUUCUGUGAUGUGCAGAUGAAACAGAAAGACUCGCCCGUGUUUCAGUUCCAAGAAGGAUUUGAGAUCUCACUGACGGAUACUGAGCACUUUGUAGGACGAGUCCAGUGGGACGAAGACCUCCUCACUAAGGGGCGAGUCAGUCUUGAAGUGUCUCCGGUCAUGGCCGAAGACUCAGGCAUGUACAAGUGUGAAGUGUCUUCAGACUACGGCACCGACUGGGAAACAUGUAGCCUUUCCGUGACUGGUAAGUCGACUCAGAAGAACUUACCUCCAAUUUCCACCGCAUCCGGAAUGGCCACGAAAAGGCCGUAUCCGCCAAUCGUAGCUGAUUGUAACCAAUCAAGUAAACGUGUCCAUUUCCACCGGCCUCUUUCCGUUCGUUGCGGAACACCAGACUCCACAGCUGAUCGUGAGAGUUCUAUUUUUUCUGGAUGCCAGAGCAUGGCGGAUAAAUUCAGCACAGAUUUACCCGUGCUGGAAAGGAAGUCGGGCACAGACACAAAAUAAAACAUCCGGCGAACGGGCGGAGACAAACAAGUAAAAGGUUUAUAGACGCCAUUUCACCCUGUUGACACCAUGGAUGAGGAGAUGCUGAUUCUAGAAGUCUAGAAGUAGAUUUCCUCCUCUGGAAGGACACAAUCUACUGCUUAUAUUGUUAGCCUUUGUGGCUAACAACAACUUGUUGUCGUGUAAUUUCACAUGAAUCCGCAGGUUCUUGUUGCGAUUCCUGCCGUCCCUAAUGCGCCAUGAAAUUCACCUCACAAACGAAUCUGGUAGGAAUUGGCGGAAGGCGAAAAUCGCCGCUGUUCCAGAUGCGGUGGAAAUCCCGGAUUAAGCAAGCUCAAGAUUCAGAUUGACCUGAGGUUGUGAAAUUAUGUUUUCAUCAAAGUGUUCUUUCUCCCUGUGUUUGUUUCUUUAUUUACAGCACCAAGAGUCCCUAUCGGUUCUGUCGCUCAACCUGAGGCCUGGACCAGGAUCAGACUCUUCUGUGGACUGUUUCUGUCAUUUGUUGUCCUCUUUUAA